AUGUGCCGGAGUCCCCGCGGCCCGCUGCGCACCGAGGCCGGCUCGGCCUGCAGUCUGGGGGCAGAGGGCGGCCUGCGUUGCAGCUUCCAGGGCGAGGCUGCUUGGGUGGAGGCCGUCGAAGGGCGAGAGCCGAGCUGGGGACUGUCCUUGCCAGGCGCUGAGAUGCCGAGCACCUCGGCCCGGGAGAAAGCCCGGAGCAGCCUCUUCCGCCCGGCGCAGGCGGCAGAGGGGUCCGACCGGGCCGAGGAGGGCCAAGGCCACAGCGGCCCAGAGCGGCCUCCAGGGACUGAGGGCAUCGGAGCCGGGCUGAAACCCGCGCGGGGCCCGCGCUCGCUCUAG
Messenger RNA from Rangifer tarandus platyrhynchus (Svalbard reindeer), 339 nucleotides. NCBI's taxonomy places the organism in Eukaryota, Metazoa, Chordata, Mammalia, Artiodactyla, Cervidae. The record is from the annotation of a GenBank genome assembly.